Spea bombifrons (plains spadefoot toad) is the source of this 1297-nucleotide messenger RNA. RefSeq names its product SH3 domain containing GRB2 like, endophilin B1 (gene SH3GLB1). Gene Ontology annotation, biological process: membrane organization. Gene Ontology annotation, molecular function: protein binding. NCBI's taxonomy places the organism in Eukaryota, Metazoa, Chordata, Amphibia, Anura, Pelobatidae. The transcript has 9 exons. Bases 127 to 1212 code for a protein of 361 amino acids. The record is from RefSeq and is a predicted model, not a curated record. Gene Ontology annotation, cellular component: cytoplasm; membrane.
CUUCCUUUUCCUGUCACAGGGUGUCUCCGCUCGCUGUUGGGCUCCAGUCAGAUCUGCGCUGAGUGUGGCAGCCCCCGUGUGCGGUUUAUUUACUCGUUUGGUUCGAGUCUCGGGAGCGGCAGGAUCAUGGACUUCAACGUAAAGAAGUUUGCGGCGGAUGCUGGAACUUUCCUCAGCCGGGCGGUGCAGUUCACAGAAGAGAAGCUGGGCCAAGCCGAGAAGACCGAGCUGGAUGCUCACCUAGAGAACCUUCUCGGCAAAGCGGACAGCACAAAACUCUGGACCGAGAGGAUCAUGAAGCAAACCGAGGUCUUACUGCAACCCAAUCCAAAUACCCGGAUAGAAGAGUUUGUAUAUGAGAAGCUUGACAGAAAAGCACCAAGUCGCUUGAAUAACCAAGAGCAGCUGGCUCAGUACAUGAUCGAUGCCGGAAAUGAGUUUGGACCGGGAGCAGCGUACGGAAACGCUCUCAUUAAAUGCGGGGAAACCCAGAGGAGAAUAGGUGGAGCUCACAGAGAACUUGUACAGACGUCGGCAAUAAACUUCCUGACUCCAUUAAGAAAUUUUAUAGAAGGAGACUAUAAAACUAUGGCUAAAGAGAAGAAACUCUUGCAGAAUAAAAGGCUGGAUUUGGAUGCAGCAAAGGCUCGUCUGAAAAAAGCCAGGGUAACCGAAGCCAGAGCAGCAGCUGAACAGGAUCUCCGAAUUACACAAAGUGAGUUUGACCGCCAAGCUGAGAUUACCAGACUUCUGUUAGAAGGAAUAAGUAGUACACAUGCACAUCAUCUCCGCUGUCUGAACGACUUUGUAGAAGCCCAGAUGACUUAUUUUGCACAGUGUUAUCAAUAUAUGAUGGAUCUUCAGAAGCAGCUUGGCAGCUUCCCGUCGACGUUCGCGUCCAACAAUAAUCAGUCUUCCUUAACGCCUAUGCAAAGUGUUUCUCUUCCUUCAAUCUCUGCCUCCGCUCCAUUACCUGCUGCAAGUAAUUCUGUAGUUACUUCAGGCUUCACUGAAUUGAAAGCAUCAAAUGGCAACAGAAAGGCCAGAGUCCUGUAUGAUUAUGAUGCCGCAAACAGCAGUGAAUUAUCUCUCCUUGCAGAUGAGGUCAUAGCCGUUUACAGUUUGCCUGGAAUGGAUUCUGAUUGGCUAAUGGGGGAGAGAGGAAAUCAAAAAGGAAAAGUGCCAAUUACAUACCUUGAGCUCAUUAACUAAUUGACUGAUCUUCCCCUAAAGUGCCGAUAUUUCAACAAAAUAAUAUUUAUACACAAUUAACUUGAUAUAAAACAGAUAUAAAGUC